ACAAUUGCAGAGGAAGCUGCAACAGCUGUUUUGGUUUUUCCAACAGCUAAAGAAUAUGCUGCAACAACCUAGGAGGUUGUUGAAACAUAUGUGGGGGUUUUUCCAACAGAUUACACACUUAUUGGUUGAAUAUAUCUAUUUGUUUGUUGUAGGUUGUACAUCCAAGGCUUAUCCCGACAAAACGAGAGGUGCAAAUGCCAUGCCUCGUUAGUUUAGGGCAUAGGGAAUCUGUGCAUGAUGAAUUGAUUGAUAAGAUAAAAGAAGAAUUGGUUGGAGCCACAACCAUCAUAAGGGCUGGUGUUGUUGAUGGUGGUGGUGAUGGUGUUGGUGAUGCUGUUGAUAUGAAUAUUGUUGUUGAUGUUGCAAGACAAGCAGUGGAAGGUCUUGCUGAUAAAAGAAGAGAUGAUGAUGGUGGUGGUGGAGUUGGUGGAUACACUCCCCAAAGUGGUGGUGGUGGGCAGACCACAGAUAUCCCUUAUAGGUUGGGUAGAUAUUCUUCAUUUGGUGCCGGUUCCUCCAAGGUGUAUUCUUGUGCUUGUGAAUGCAGUACUUGCAGGCUGAAAAUGGAAGGUUUGAUAAACAAGGUUGAAGAGUUGCUUCAGGCACAAAAAGAUAUGAAUUCAGCUAUAAAGAGUAUGAUGUCCAAGAGGGGUGUCCAGCCAUCCAAAAAGCUCAGCUCACCCUAUACUCCUAUUGGGAUUCGCAAGAGGGCAAAAACAAUUUCCAAGGCACUUGCUGAUUGUAGAGCAAGGAAAACAAGUACUCCGCAGAAGUCUAUUGCUACUCCUCCUGCUGAAGUUGUGCCACAAGUGCUGAAAAAAGUUGAUAUUUUCAAGCGUGUAAACCCCCCAAAAAAGAAGAAGCUUGAAACUUUGAUCAAAUCCAAAAAGAGUGGGAGAGCACUGUACUCAAUGCAUGAAUUUGGGGCCGAAGACUUCAAGGUUAUGACAAACAUGCACGAAUGGUGGGAGGAUUGGUAUGUAGAUGAAAUCUUGUUGCUGAUGCGUAUGAGGCAGCUCAAUUUCCCUGAGCACUAUGAUUCCUCUGAUAGAAUCAUGGACCUCAACUUCUACCAUCACUGUCGCAACAGGUACUUAGGAUUGUCCGAUGAGUCUACAAAUGUGGGUGUCGUGCCCUAUGAUCAAAGACUUGCUCUCUUUAUGUGGGACGAUGAUGGUCUCGCUUUUCCCAGAGGUAGUGUGCCCUACCCAGGUGGCUGCGAGUGGAUUGGUGCCAAAAGGAUCAUAACUGUCAUGAAUAUUAAUGACAACCAUUUUGUCACUGUUGAGAUCAUCAUUGAGGAGGGUAUCAUAAAUGUUUAUGAUUGCAACAUUCCAUGUAAUGACGACAGUGAUUUCUUCUGCCACAUGCAGCCGUUAAUGGAUUUGUUCCCCAAGUUGCUAAAGCAGAGUGGCAUGUUCUCACACUUACCUGAAAAGUUGCUAAAUGAAUCAUGGAAUUUUGUUCGGAAGAAGGAUAUCCCCCGCAAUGAUACCAAUAAGGUAUGUGCUUCCUGGUCAUUUGCUUUUGUUGAAGCUUUGCUUACCCGCAUGAAUAUGAGCAAGCCCGAUACCUUAUUGAGUGACAAUACUGUGGAGAGGAUGCAAUGGAGGUGGGCUUGUGGAAUUAUUGAUAAGGUGUUGGAGCCCUAAUGGAGGUGGGCUUGGGACAAACAAUUUCUCUUAAACUAUGCUUGCAUUAAACAAUUUCUCUUCUACCAUCAAUUUGAAUUAUGGUGGAUGAACACAUUAUGUAAAUUUGUUAAAUAUGUAUUAUAUGCUCAGUACCCUUAUAUAUUGUUUAA
Molecule: messenger RNA, 1804 nt
Organism: Lycium barbarum (goji berry)
Lineage: Eukaryota; Viridiplantae; Streptophyta; Magnoliopsida; Solanales; Solanaceae
Exons: 2
Coding region: 195-1652 (485 amino acids)
Biological process (GO): proteolysis
Molecular function (GO): cysteine-type peptidase activity
Source: RefSeq, a predicted model, not a curated record